Messenger RNA from Knipowitschia caucasica, 813 nucleotides. NCBI's taxonomy places the organism in Eukaryota, Metazoa, Chordata, Actinopteri, Gobiiformes, Gobiidae. The record is from the annotation of a GenBank genome assembly.
AUGGACGAACAUGGCAUCGCUGCUGCACUGCUACCAUUGGUCACAGCUUUCUGCAGAAAACUGGGCGCGGGCAUCACUCAAUUUGCCUACAGCUGUGUCCAGGAGCACUCAGUGUGGACAAACAUGCAGUUCUGGGAGGCCAUGUUCUACAGCGAUGUCCAAAGCCACAUCCGAGCACUUUACCUGGAGACAGCCGAGGAACAGCACAGCUAUGAUGAGGAGGAGGACAGUCGGCGGGAGCUCAGUGCUCUGGAGCUGGCCUCAGAACAGAGCCGCUUGUGGCCCACGCUCAACAAGGAACUACAGUGUGAGCGCAUGCAGAAGGAGGAGAGCACCGUGUUCAGCCAGGCCAUCCACUAUGCCAACCGCAUGAGCUACCUACUGCUGCCCUUGGACACCAGCAAGAACCGGCUUCUACGGAGCUCCGGGCUGGGGGAUGUGGAGAGUGUGAGCAACAGCUACGUCACAAACAGUAUUGCAGGCAGCAUGGCGGAGAGCUUUGAUACAGAGAGUGGCUUUGAGGACGCGGAGAGCUCAGACGUGGCCAACUCUGUAGUGAGAUUCAUAAACCGGUUUGUGGACAAAGUCUGUAAUGAGAGCGGAGUGACCAACGAGCACCUCAAGGCCCUUCACACCAUGAUUCCAGACAUAGUUCAGAUGCACAUCGAGACCCUGGACGCCGUGCACAGAGAGAGUAAACGUCUGCCUCCAAUCCAAAAGGUAAACACCUCGCUCUUCUUCCUCCCCACGGACCCCCAGCUGCUCACCCUCCGAAAGGCCCUCAGUGCUCCUGUGGCCCGUGCAGGUACGUGA